AAAAAGUCUACGUAUGCGGAUGAAGAUAAUUUGACCUUAUUAACAAAAAAGGCGCAAGUGUUCUUUUUGGAAAUUUUUGGUAAUAUUUACCAACGAUUAGGUCAAAGUUCCAUCGUCGAAGGCAGGAAAGAGAAAAUUACUUACAAAUUAGCUUCGUUGAAUCUUGUCGUAGACAAAAAACAAAUGCC
Molecule: messenger RNA, 188 nt
Organism: Racocetra persica
Lineage: Eukaryota; Fungi; Glomeromycota; Glomeromycetes; Diversisporales; Gigasporaceae
Source: the annotation of a GenBank genome assembly